AUGCACCUUCUGUCAACAGUCAGUACAUCCGUCCUACGUCUAUUUGGUGGAUCACAAACUGAACUCUCCACAAGAGUCCGUGUGCAUCCUGAAUCAACCAAUGCAUUACGCAUUACUUUGUUGAUGCACACGCACAUCACUGGCAGGUUGGUUCUCAUUACUCGGGGCAAGAGUGGCGCUCACAUCUGCCCUGUCUCCCCUGUCUCCGCCCUCCUUUUGGCACCUGACAUUUUUGGUUGUUCAAACUUGGUUGUCCAGCAAAUUCAUAUUGAAAAUGGGAGUGCAACAAUUAGAUUCUUUGAUAAAGAAGUGGCCAAUAGAGUUGAAUCAGAAUCACCCAUAUUCUUUCGUGGGAAAUGGAUAGAUAUAAUUAAAGAUACAUCAGACAGUGAAAUGCAGAAAAAUGAAGUUGCUACAAAAACUGUUUCUCUACAUGGUGUGCCAGAAGAUAUGAACUUGGAUGAGCCUCAGUCAUUCUUUGAGAAUGGAAGAAGAUCUGGUAGAGGAAAAAUUGAGAAAGAAACAGAAAGGGAUGAAUCCACAAAUGUUGAAAUAACAUCUGCUUCAGAGGAAGACAAAGUAGAAGCUAAAAUUCUUCUGUCAGAAAUUCCUAUGGCCAAUAGAGUUGAAUCAGAAUCACCCAUAUUCUUUCGUGGGAAAUGGAUAGAUAUAAUUAAAGAUACAUCAGACAGUGAAAUGCAGAAAAAUGAAGUUGCUACAGAAACUGUUUCUGUACAUGGUGUGCCAGAAGAUAUGAACUUGGAUGAGCCUCAGUCAUUCUUUGAGAAUGGAAGAAGAUCUGGUGGAGGAAAAAUUGAGAAAGAAACAGAAAGGGUCACAUGCACAAAUCUUGUUGAAAUAACAUUUGCUUCAGAGGAAGUUGCUUCAAAAUGGUCCCAGUUGAAACAUGCAGAUUUUGACAUUAAACUCUACAAUGAUUAUAUAAGUGGAGUGGCAAAAGAAAUUGUUCGAAAAGGAGGCCAAGUGAUUCAAGAUGAAUGUGAUAAAUAUAUGUCUGGCCAAAGUCUUGUGGAUGUUCUUGAAGGAAGUACAAUUGUUACAACUGCUGGCAAACUUGAAUGCAAAUUAAUUAUUCAUGCAGUUGGCCCAACUUGGAAUGGUGGAAAUAAUUAUGAAAUUGAAUCUCUCUCAGAAGCUAUCAUAAAUUCUUUAGUAAUUGCAGAGAAAAGAAACUGUACCUCCAUCGCAUUCCCUGCCAUUAGCACAGGUAAUAACACUGCACUACAUUUUCACCAGGAAAUAAAUAGGACAGGAAUUUAA
Messenger RNA from Acanthosepion pharaonis, 1281 nucleotides. The record is from the annotation of a GenBank genome assembly. NCBI's taxonomy places the organism in Eukaryota, Metazoa, Mollusca, Cephalopoda, Sepiida, Sepiidae.